AGAAUGAAAUGUCAGAAUAGUUUUUAUUUAUAAAAAGUUUGAUGCUACUUAACUUGCGUACGCAAUGCUUAUAGGUUUUUCUUGUUAUUUAUAUAAUAUUCAUGACGAAUAGUAAAUCGAUAGAUUCGACAAUUAAAUAGUGUUUUAGAAGACAAAAUGUGCGACAGCGAUGAUCAAGGGGAUCACGGCCGAUCUGGCAUGGAUUUAACUGGGUUUUUAUUUGGUAACAUCGAUGAAAGUGGUCAACUUGAAGAUGAAGGGUUACUUGACGGAGAGUCUAAGAAAAUGCUCUCCUCUCUUAAUCGUCUGGGCUUUGGAUCUAUGUUAUCUGAAGUGCUAGACGAAGAUGAACCAAAUCAAGAUGACGAAGAGAAAGAUUACUCAGAGAAAAGUCCAUCAGCAGUGGACUUUUUCGACAUUGAUGAUGUUGCCGAAGAGGUAAAAGUUGAGGAAUUAGAUGAUAGCACUAAUCAAGUUGCACAACACACAAGUAUAGAGGAAAGUAAAGGAAAUGAAAUCAGGGAAUCACCGAGCAAAGAAACAAUAAGCAAUUGUCCACAGAAUGAAGGCAAUAGGAAUGAAGACUGGAGUCAAUCAGAUUAUAGGAAAAAGGAUGAUCAGAGGAAUAAUGAUGAUGGGUAUGAAGGUGACAUGGAAGGUGAUGGAGGACUUAUGCCACCGCCUUCAACUGUUCCUAAACAGAAAUCGGAUAAACCAAAGAAAUUGGAAACACCUCUAGCAGCUAUGCUGCCUUCUAAAUAUGCUAAUGUGGAUGUAACAGAACUUUUUCCGGAUUUUCGGCCUGACAAGGUAUUAUUAUUUUCCCGGUUAUUUGGUCCUGGUAAAUUGUCAAGCCUGCCACAAAUAUGGCGUGGGGUCAAGAAGAGGAGAAGAAGGAAGCGCAGCGGCAGCACUGGCAGUGAUACCGCUCCACAGCCCGAGUGCCAAGAGCCACAGUAUGCAAGUGAUGAUGAAGAUAAAUUUCUUAAGCCAAUGGAAGAGAAUCAGCAAACAAAUUCUGAAAAUAAUUCUCAAAACUCCGGAGAUAAGUCACAGCGGCCCACACCAGCGCAUUGGCGCUUCGGGCCCGCGCAGAUGUGGUACGACAUGCUUAAUGUACCGGAAACCGGUGACGGAUUUGACUAUGGAUUUAAAUCAAAGAAUGCGGAUGUAGAUGAAAAACCGAAAGAAGUUGAUGAUGGACUACUUGUAGGCAAUGAAACUGAUGACAGUCCUGACAGCGGCUUCCCUGAUGACGCCUUCCUUAUGGUGUCUCAGUUACAAUGGGAGGAUGACGUUAUAUGGGACGGUAGUGAAAUAAAACAUAAGGUGUUAGCUCGUCUGAACAGUAAGAGCAAUGCAGCGGGCUGGGUGCCCACCUCCGUCAGCAGGACGGCGCAGCAGUUCUCACACCCGCGCCCGCAGACCACCACGCCGCUGCAGGCAAAACCACCCACCGCGGCAUCAUCUAACGGGCAAAGUGUUGAUGGCGAAGAUAACACCUGGUACAGCAUAUUCCCUGUGGAGAACGAGGAGUUGGUGUACGGCACCUGGGAAGACGAGGUGAUCUGGGACGCUGAGAAUAUGCCCGCUAUACCCAAACCUAAGAUCCUGACCCUGGACCCCAAUGAUGAGAACAUAAUUCUAGGCAUACCUGAUGAUGUUGAUCCAUCUAAGAUUACUAGAGAAAGAGGACCAGCACCGAAGGUCAAAAUACCACAUCCUCAUGUAAAGAAGUCCAAGAUCCUGCUGGGCAAGGCGGGAGUCAUCAACGUGCUGCAGGAGGACGCGCCGCCGCCGCCGCCCAAGUCUCCUGAUAGAGAUCCAUUCAAUAUAUCUAAUGAUGUGCACCCGCCGCUCAUCUCGCAGGUCGGCAUGUGCUCCAAGAUCAAGAACUACUACAAGAGGACCGCUAUCAAGGAUACGGGGCCGAAAUCUUUUAAAUACGGUGAAGUGGCGUACGCGCAUACGUCGCCGUUCCUGGGUAUCCUCGCGCCGGGCGCCACGCAGCCUGUUGUAGAGAAUAAUAUGUACCGCGCGCCCAUAUACGAACAUACUCUACCGCAGACUGACUUUCUUGUUAUAAGGACCAGACAAGCGUACUACAUCCGUGAGAUUGACGCGUUGUUCGUAGCGGGUCAGGAGUGUCCCUUGUACGAAGUUCCUGGACCAAAUUCAAAGAGAGCUAAUAACUUCGUUCGUGAUUUUCUACAGGUUUACAUAUAUAGAUUGUUCUGGAAAUCUCGAGAUAAUCCGCGUAGAAUAAAGAUGGAUGAUAUAAAACGUGCCUUCCCUUCGCAUUCAGAAAGUUCUAUAAGGAAACGUCUUAAGUUGUGUGCAGACUUUAAGAGAACAGGAUUGGAUUCCAAUUGGUGGGUCAUAAAACCAGAUUUCCGUCUACCCUCCGAAGAGGAGAUCCGUGCGAUGGUAUCCCCGGAGCAAUGCUGUGCGUACUUCAGCAUGGCCGCUGCUGAACAGAGGCUGAAGGAUGCAGGGUAUGGAGAGAAGUUCAUCUUCACGCCUAUGGAGGAUGAUGACGAGGAGAUGCAGUUGAAGAUGGAUGACGAGGUGAAAGUAGCACCGUGGAACACGACCCGUGCGUACAUCCAGGCGAUGCGAGGCAAGUGUCUACUCCAGUUGACUGGUCCUGCCGACCCCACUGGUUGUGGCGAGGGUUUCUCCUACGUGCGGAUGCCCAACAAGCCCACGCAACAGCCCAAUGAUGAACAGCAGCCGAAGAGAACUGUGACUGGAACUGAUGCUGAUCUGAGGAGACUUAGUCUUAACAAUGCUAAAGCGCUGUUGAGGAAGUUUGGUGUACCAGAGGAAGAAAUCAAAAAAUUAUCGAGAUGGGAAGUAAUUGAUGUCGUUAGAACAUUAUCGACGGAAAAGGCGAAAGCCGGCGAGGAAGGGAUGACCAAAUUCUCAAGAGGAAAUCGAUUUUCAAUCGCGGAACAUCAAGAAAGAUACAAAGAGGAAUGUCAGCGUAUAUUCGAGCUGCAGAACCGCGUGCUGACGAGCACGGAGGUGCUGAGUACGGACGAGGCGGAGAGCUCCGUCAGCGAGGAGUCAGAUCUAGAGGAGAUGGGAAAGAACUUAGAGAAUAUGCUGGCCAACAAGAAGACUACUGAACAGCUAUCACUGGAAAGGGAAGAAGCUGAAAGAGCGGAAUUAAGGAAAAUGAUUCUAGGACAAUCUGAAAAGAAACCACAGAUUAAUCAAAAUGAUCAACAGCAGAGUUCAAAUCAGGGUCGUGUAUUAAGAAUAGUACGUACUUUCCGCAACCCUUCGGGUCAGAGAUACACUCGUGUGGAACUAGUUCGUAAGGCCGCAGUCAUAGAAGCCUACACUAAGAUAAGGUCCACCAAAGACGAAGCCUUCAUACGACAGUUCGCGACAAUGGAUGAAACGCAAAAGGAAGAAAUGAAGCGAGAAAAACGAAGGAUUCAGGAACAAUUGAGGCGUAUCAAAAGGAAUCAAGAAAGGGAAAGGUUGGCUGGUAAUGUUACAGUGCCCGCUCCAUUUCCUAGCAGUUUUGACAAUACUAAGAUGACAUCCUCGUCCUCGAUGGACGUGAGCUCGCCAUCCCCCGGGCUGACGCUGCUGGGACAGAUCAAGCAAGAGGCGGACCUGCAGACCCCCUCCCGGCACCGGCGAGCUAAACUUAAACCGGACUUGAAACUUAAGUGCGGCGCGUGCGGGCAGGUGGGGCACAUGCGCACUAACAAGGCGUGUCCGCUGUACUCGGGCUCGCUGAGCGCGCCGCUCUCCCCCGAGCACGAGGACGCGCCGCCAGACCCCGAAGACGACCUCGGCUACGUCGACGGCACCAAGCUGACCUUGCCCUCCAAACUUAUUAAGCAAUCAGCGGAAGAUCUCAAACGUCGUGGUAUGAGUCGCAGCGAGAUCCGCGCUGGCGGUAGGAACAAGAGGAGAGGGACCAUUACGGAGUCCUGCGACUACCUCGUGCGGCGGCCCGCGGAGAGACGCCGCACUGACCCGCUGGUCACCCUCUCCUCACUCCUGGAAGCUGUCCUCAAUCACAUGCGGCAUCUCCCUGAUGUACAACCUUUCCUCUUCCCUGUCAACCCUAAGUUGGUUGCGGAUUACUACCGCAUUGUAUCGCGGCCGAUGGACUUGCAGACUAUCAGGGACAACCUGCGACAGAAACACUAUCAGAGCAGAGAGGAAUUUUUGGCUGAUGUCAACCAGAUUGUUGAAAACUCCACACUUUAUAAUGGUCCUACAAGCAGUCUGACGGUGGCCGCUCAGCGCAUGUUGCAGCGCUGCGUAGAGAAGUUAGCGGAGAAAGAGGAACAGCUCAUGAAGUUAGAAAAACAAAUCAAUCCCUUGCUAGAUGAUAACGAUCAGGUGGCGCUGUCGUUCAUAUUAGAGAAUCUGCUGACGACGAAGCUGAAGGUGAUGCCGGAGGCGUGGCCGUUCGUGAAGCCGGUGAACAAGAAGCAGGUGAAGGACUACUACAACGUCAUCAAGCGCCCCAUCGACAUGGAGACCAUGGGCAAGAAGAUACAAGGUGAUCAACACUUUACCAAUAACGCGGAGUCGGAGGAGGCGCAGCCGGCGGGCGACGAGAAGCGCGGUCGCGGCCGCCCCCGGAAGUACAAGCCCUCUACCUCCACAGCUGAUGGUGCUACACCGAGAAAGCGAGGCAGACCGAGAAAAGAUAUUAAUAGUUUGGAAGAAGAUCUACAAUACUCAGAUAGCGGCAGUUCUGAAUUGGAGGAGGUGGAGUCAAAGGACGUGGCUGAUGUGGAACUAUCUGUUAACGCAGAAGACGGGAUGGCGGGCGACGGCUUCGAUACGUCAGAGUUCCUGAAGAUAAAGCGCGAGAUGCCGGACGAGCCGCCGCAUACUGACGACUACGUGGACCUCGACCGCAGCAACGACUAUACAUUCCCUACUGUUGUUAAGGAGGAACCAAUCGAGCAGGAUGUGAACAUGGAGGGUCAGCUGCUGGCGGCGGGCGCGGCGCUGCACACGCCGCAGUUCAAAGAGGAGCCACCUGAAAACUGGCAGCCGGAUCCUGCGAUACAAGAUGAUCUGCAAGUCACCGACAGUGAAGAAGAAGCGGAGGACGGCUUGUGGUUUUAGAUAAUUAUAUUGUACUUUGUCUCGCUCUAAUCUUAGGAGAAAGACAGAGAUAGUUAUAUAUCUUUUGUAUGACAUUAAGCUUGACUGAAUGUUUUAUCGAUUCUUGCUCUGUUUCCAUUGUCGUUAAACAUGUACAACAUUUGUCACCUUUCUUUUUCUAUCUGAAAAAAAGAGGUAAAAAAUGUUUUUUACAGAAGUUUCGUCAGUGGAAACCCACUAUUGAUUAAAUUCACAUUUAUAAUUAUUGUACACUUAACUUAUAAAUCAUGAUAAACUAUGAGUGUUGAAGCAAUAAAAAGAUAUGUAUUGAUUAUAAUGUUUGAUAAAUACAAAUAAUAACUGCCGUUGGACUAAAAUUGUUAUAGAU
Molecule: messenger RNA, 5479 nt
Organism: Papilio polytes (common Mormon)
Lineage: Eukaryota; Metazoa; Arthropoda; Insecta; Lepidoptera; Papilionidae
Gene: Taf1
Product: transcription initiation factor TFIID subunit 1
Exons: 33
Coding region: 157-5112 (1651 amino acids)
Biological process (GO): transcription by RNA polymerase II; RNA polymerase II preinitiation complex assembly
Cellular component (GO): transcription factor TFIID complex
Molecular function (GO): RNA polymerase II general transcription initiation factor activity; TBP-class protein binding; RNA polymerase II general transcription initiation factor binding
Source: RefSeq, a predicted model, not a curated record